CACCUGCCAGGAAACCAGAGGCUUCAGUACCUGAUAAACAAGUGUGAAGCAUGAGGAUCCACCCUGCUAUUCAGGCUGCUAUUGACCUCACAGCAGGAGCUGCAGGUGGGACAGCAUGUGUGGUGACGGGCCAGCCUUUUGACACUGCCAAGGUGAAGAUGCAGACGUUCCCCGACAUGUACAGAGGAAUCGUUGACUGCUUUGUGAAAACCUAUAAGCAAGUGGGGUUUCGAGGCUUCUACAAGGGAACCACACCAGCGCUUGUAGCCAACAUCGCAGAGAACUCCGUUCUGUUCAUGUGCUAUGGAUUUUGCCAACAAAUUGUGAGAAGAAUUGUUGGAGUAGACAGAAAAACAAAGCUCAGUGAUCUGCAGAAUGCUGCUGCAGGCUCCUUCGCCUCUGCCUUUGCCACCCUUGUCCUCUGUCCCACGGAGCUGGUGAAGUGCCGGCUGCAGGCCAUGCAUGAAAUGCAGUUGUCAGGAAAGGUAAUCCAGGGACACAAGACAGUUUGGUCAGUAGUGAAGGGUGUCAUUCAAAAGGAUGGUCCCCUUGGAUUUUACCGUGGCCUGUCAAGCACUUUGCUGCGGGAAGUCCCAGGCUAUUUCUUCUUCUUUGGAGGAUAUGAGCUGAGCCGGACAUUCUUUGCCUCUGGGAGACCAAAAGAUGAAUUAGGUCCCAUUCCUUUGCUACUAAGUGGAGGUUUUGGAGGUAGCUGCCUGUGGAUUGCUGUGUAUCCUGUGGACUGUGUCAAAUCUAGAAUCCAAGUUCUUUCAAUGGCUGGAAAACAAACAGGUUUUAUGGGAACAUUUGUAACUGUGGUGAGAACUGAAGGUGUACUUGCCUUGUAUUCUGGAUUAAAGCCAACGAUGAUCCGAGCAUUCCUGGCCAAUGGGGCACUGUUCCUUGCCUAUGAGUACAGCCGGAAACUUAUGAUGAAACAAAUAGAAUCUUACUGA
Messenger RNA from Mesitornis unicolor (brown roatelo), 956 nucleotides. Its product is annotated as mitochondrial ornithine transporter 1-like. Gene Ontology annotation, molecular function: L-ornithine transmembrane transporter activity. Bases 51 to 956 code for a protein of 301 amino acids. The transcript is spliced from 6 exons. The record is from RefSeq and is a predicted model, not a curated record. Lineage: Eukaryota; Metazoa; Chordata; Aves; Mesitornithiformes; Mesitornithidae. Gene Ontology annotation, biological process: mitochondrial L-ornithine transmembrane transport.